AUGGGCUCCAGUAUUCAAUGCAAUCAACUAUUGUAUCAUUUAAUGGGCAAAAGUAGUAAAAGAAGUCAUCCGUUGGACACAACCGAAGACCAGAGAGACAUCGACGACGACUCGGCUUUGUGUGGAUCUGAUCUCUCGUCAAACGUGCAUAAAAUGGUCAAAUUUGAAGACAAUUGCCAUCUCUUGAAGACAUUGAUGAAUGUGUCCAAUGAGACAAUGCUUACACAUCCGCCACAACCACUCAAUAAGAGACUAAACACCUAUUCUUCGAGGUCUCGCAAUGGCAAGUAUGAGCUCAAGAUUGUCUCACAGCCGGAGGAACAGCACAGACCAAAUCUCAAAACGCAAAAACUGUCUAAUAAUGGACACAAACCCUCUGCAGAUGUCUAUAAGAAAUGUAUAUUUUGCCAAAGCAAUUACCGCUUCUUAAAGUGGUGUUUCCUACCGAGAGGUUCUUCGGUAUCUGAAUUAUAA
Messenger RNA from Medioppia subpectinata, 474 nucleotides. The record is from the annotation of a GenBank genome assembly. NCBI's taxonomy places the organism in Eukaryota, Metazoa, Arthropoda, Arachnida, Sarcoptiformes, Oppiidae.